AUGGCAUCAGGAAUCCUAUAUCUGGCGAACAAUUUGUGUAAAAAACUUACUGUGACCGCAGAUGUCGGCUUUUUACACUUAUGCUCUUCAGGUCACUUUGAAAAACUGUCCACCAAAACAAGAAGUAAUGCCCACUACCAUUUCUCAGCGGCCAGGAAAAAGUCUUCGAAUCCUGAGGAAUGCUUUAACGAGAGCAGCACCAACUCGCUGCUAACUGUCCAGUGUUUCAGAUAUUCUUCACAUUAUUUAAUUGAAAAGAUCCAGGAGUGGCUACGUAUCUGCAAGUCUUCAGGUGAGUGGGUUCGAGAACAACUAUCUGAAGACUUGCAGUUUUCCACAUUUCUAUUUUUUCCUGUCAUCCACCCCCGUUAUCAUCUCUUGUGUCAUAUUGCAACUAGAUUGCCAGUUCAAGGCACACAAGCUGUUUAUUUUGUUGAAAAUCCAUACGAGUCUGUAGUAACACAUUUCAGUGUCGGACAAAAUGUGAUUAAAGUCCAGCGCUUAUUUAACAUGACUGACAGUGAACCCAUUCCACAAAUGACCAUUCAAAAUAUUUUGAUAAAUGCAGUUUAUGAAUUCUCAGACGUAAUUCGCUUCCACAUUGACGGAGACGGAUGGAUUAAUAUCACUCAUUUAAAUCGAGCACAAGCACGAGACAUUACAAACGUAUCGUUAUACGUUACAUCGAAUGACCAACAUCACGAAAUUGUGGCUUAUACUAUUGUGAACAUACGUAAAGUCAAUGUCAGUGGAGAAACAAGGGAAUGCCCAUACCAACAACCAGCCUAUCACCAACAUCUUUGUUUUGGAGAUGAUGAUGGCAAUGAUAAAGAACUGGUGUUGACUGUCGAGGAAAACCAGAGCGGAAUUACAUUGUCUCGUCUUAGACAAGGUGUCUUUCUCAGAUCUAUAUGUCGUAAAGCUAGCGUAAACUAUCAGAUUGCUAAUGGAACAAAUCUCAGGAAUGGAAUGCAUAUAGCAGAUUUCUUUGAAGUGCAGCAAAAUACAUCUUUUUUAUAUUUAAAAUCACCUUUAAAUCGCGAGGACACUGCAGAAUUACAUUUAACUGUUUUAUGUACUGUACAUCUACCAACGCAAAAAGUUUCUAAAUUUAAAAGAAACAUUAGAGUGAUUGUAGGUGACGUUGAUGAUAAUCCACCUUUAUUUCAAACAUUACAACAUUUUCAAAGAACAAUUAAUCCAGCGGAGACUAUCAAAAGCUUAUCUGCCGUGGUAACUGACCGAGACAUGGCAACAGCUGAUGAAUACGAAGUCACAGCUCGAAACGACCCACUUGGCAUUGUAAAAAAUAUUACAAAAAGAGAAUUUCACCACGGACAACUAGUGGACCAAAAACCUGUUGCGAAUAGCCCCACGGCAACCAGUAUUGCAGCAGUAAUUGCUUUAAAUUGGAGCACAUCAGCAUUAGCUAACUACACAUUCUAUUCGGUUGAUAUUCUAUUCAAAGACAAGAACUAUAUUCGUGGAAUUGAAUCUAAUAUCGAAGGCACAGCAAUCUACACAUUACACGUGAAAGGACACGACUUGAAUAUUCAGAAGACGAUAUCAAGAAACGCCUCCAAGUAUGCUCAGAUUUACAAAAUACCCGAUAAAGGUGGAGACCAUUUCUACAUUGAUCCUCGUGAAACAACAAUAUUCGCCGUCUCAUGGUACACAGGGAUUGUAUAUGUAGACAGCGAGUUGGCACUUCGAUCGACGUCACACAAAGUUAUUAAGUUCAAAGUGAAGAUCAUGAAGGGCAACGUUGUCCAGGAGAAGGUUCACAUUACUGUCAACAUUGACGACACUCCAGUUAACGUUACAGGCGAAUGUGGUUACAGCUGUUCGUUUUAUAAAUCAAAAGAAGAAUGUACAUCUCAUUGCGGCCUUGGAACCAUUAGCGGUCAUUGUCACGUGCGGAAAGGUCUUAAACACUCCCCUACUGCUCUCUAUGGAACAUGCAGCCCAAAUCUAGUGCACUGUCCAGAUGGAAUUUGUGAUGAUGUAGAAAGUAAUCACCCUAUGUUAUGUCCACAAGAUUGCACAUUAAAAAAUGUUAACGGAGGUUCACUGAAUACAAAAUACAAGCCACCAAAGGGUAUUAAGCAAGCUGGUGGGUGGUGUUCGUGUGAUACAUCUGGCUCUUGUACCUGCAAAACACCACCACCUCCAUCACCUCCUUCACCACCAAAGAAGAAACCUAUUACUGAGGCAUCAAUGGAAUGUAACUGUGAUCGAGAUGUAAAGAUAUACCCUAGGCAGUCGACGUUUGCAACACCAUCAUUAAAUGACACAAACAACAAACCAAUAAAUCGAGAUGAAAACUUCGUCCCCAAGAAUCGGAACGAUGACGGAUGUAGCGGAAACUGCAAGACGAUCGUGAUCGCUGUCGUGUCUGGAUUCCUGUGUUUCACAUACGCAAUCAUACUCAUCUACUGCAUGUGGCGCUGUCAUCGGCACAGGCGCCACAAUAACAAAACCAACAAGAAAUACCCUCCGGGCAGUGUUUCCAUGUCAGCAGUACAUUCAGACUAUGUCGAAGAACAAAACCGUCUAGUAUCACAAAGUAACAUGGCCGAUCUUGCAGCUCCAAAAUCUAUAGAUGGACACUCAGAGGUUUUAGCCGGUCCUUGGGAAAUAGCUCGAACGAGUAUUUUAAUGGAAGAAAACAAUCGAGACGGAAAAUUUGGUGUUCUGGUGCGGGCAAAGCUGUGUGAUGGAUUCAACCAGAAUAUACAGGCUCCUGUUACCGUAAAAAUUGCCAGAAAUGGUUCGAGUGGAAAUGACAGGCAAUAUCUUUGGUCAGAAUUUAUCCUACUUAGAAGUUUAAAGCAUGCCAAUAUCAUCCGAUUAAUUGGCGUUUGUUCUUGGAGAGAUCCAUUUUUGUUGGUGAUGGAAUUUUGUGAAAACGGCACCCUGGUAAAUUACCUACGAAACCAUCGACCUGAUGGAGCUCAGAUAGGGGACGAUCCGAACAAUACAGGUGACGAGUCACCACCUGGAUUAACUGUAUCGAUUACAAUCAGAGAUUUACUUUCUUUUUCGUGGCAAAUAGCCAAGGGCAUGGAAUAUCUAGACGAUAUGAAGCUGGUACAUGGCGACCUGUCAGCCCGUAAUAUUUUGGUGAGUAGCGGAGGAGUUAUUAAAAUAUUCAAUCUCAGACCUCCAGACGUUCUUGCUGCCCAACUUGCGACUAUCACUGGGAAAACAUACAAGAGCUUUGCAUCUAUAAAAUGGAUGGAUCCAAAUAUAAUUUGGUCACAAAUGAUUACAACUAAAAGUGAUGUAUGGUCUUUUGCUGUAGUUCUUUGGGAAAUAGUAACAUUCGGCGAUAGUCCGUAUCCUGGAAUUUCCUCUGACCGAAUCCUAUCCUUAUUGAAAACUGGUUACAGGAUGGACAAGCCUGAUAAUUGCCCAGAUGAAAUGUAUGCUAUAAUGCAAAAGUGCUGGAAGACCGAACCCGAAGAAAGACCAUCUUUUCACGAUUUGGCCAAUAUUUUUGAUAAAAUUUUACAAGAAAGAACGGGCUACCUCGAUCUCGAAAGUUCCAGAGGAAAAUCUAAUUCCGUGGAAAGCGCCAUAACUACGGGAGUUUCAGAGGAGACAGGAGAUAUGCGCCCAGCUGCUGUCGUCCAAAAUAGUUUAUAUUUUCAGCAAAAGACUGCUCGGUUAUCUGCCCCUGAAAUUUCCGAGCAGCCAUUGCUGUGUCGUGCAAGCCUAGAAAAUGGGAAAGUGCGCCAUAGCAUGUGUCACCUGCAAGAUUUGUCUUUCGAAGAAUUCCAAAAAGAUGGAGAUUUAUUUGAUCAUCCACCACAAUGUGUCUAUAAUAUUUGCUAGAGUGAAACUCGUGUACAAUCAUGUAUAUAAUUAUAUAAAACAAACAAGCAUAACAAGCGCACCUCCCUAUACGUAUUUGUAUGUGCGUGUGUGUGUGUUCAUGUG
Molecule: messenger RNA, 3942 nt
Organism: Octopus sinensis (East Asian common octopus)
Lineage: Eukaryota; Metazoa; Mollusca; Cephalopoda; Octopoda; Octopodidae
Product: proto-oncogene tyrosine-protein kinase receptor Ret
Exons: 25
Coding region: 1-3837 (1278 amino acids)
Biological process (GO): multicellular organism development; protein phosphorylation; cell surface receptor protein tyrosine kinase signaling pathway
Cellular component (GO): membrane; signaling receptor complex
Molecular function (GO): ATP binding; transmembrane receptor protein tyrosine kinase activity; calcium ion binding
Source: RefSeq, a predicted model, not a curated record